UCGUUGAUUGGACAGUAUAGCUUCAUUAUAGGUUGUGCAAACAAUAUUAUUUUUCAUGAGGAAAACGUAGCGUAAGGUCCUCUUUACAGUGCCGUUAAAAUGUUCGAGUUUACAGCAAUAUUGGCUGUUUUAUGUAGCGCUGCAGUCGUCGCUCAGGACUGCAAACCAGUACAUUUUGGAUAUGACAGCAUAGUUUGCGAAUGUAACUCAACGUAUUGUGACAGCUAUCCUGAUCCUAUAUCACCAGGUAAAGGUGCAUUCAUAUGGUAUGCUACGAGCCGAAAUGGACAGAGAUUAAAGCGGACCGACGGAAAAAUUCAGAGUAAACCAAACGGUGGAUACACGGUCCGUAUUGAUUCCGAUAAGCUAUAUCAAAGUAUAGAAGGAUUCGACGGUGCUUUCACUGAUUCGGCUGGUAUCAAUAUCAAAAGCCUCAGUUCAAAAACUCAGGAAAAUUUAAUGAAUUCGUACUUUAGCACAAACGGAAGUAACUACAUUUUUGGUCGCGUACCUAUUGGCGGUAUCGAUUUCUCUACGAGGGGCUAUACGUAUGCGUCUUCUCCUGGUGAUAAGAAGUUAAGAGAUUUUUCACUUGCCAAAGAAGAUACCGAGUAUAAGAUUCCUCUGAUGAAAAAAGCCUUGAAAAUUAAUCCAUCCCUUCGCUUUUCCCCAUCUUGGACUCCACCAAUAUGGAUGAAGAACGUACAAUCACUAUAUUUACCUUGGUAUAUGAUUGAGGUAAAAGAUAAAUACAGCAAAGCUUUAAAAUACGUUAAGGGCAUUGCCGUGCAUUGGUAUAAAGAUGAUGUUGUUCCUGCUGGUGUGCUUGAUAUAACUCACGAUCUUUUCCCAGAUAAGUUUAUUUUGAUGACAGAAGCUUGUAUAGUAUUUUUUGUAGACGAUCGCUCAGAUCAACAACCCAAGGUGAUUUUAGGCUCGUGGAAACGAACGGAAAUGUUAGUCAAUAGGAUCUUUGAGAACAUAAACCAUCAUGUAGUCGGUUGGGUCGAUUGGAAUCUGGUCCUUGAUCUUCAAGGAGGACUAACUUGGAUAGGCAACUACGUUGAUUCUGCAAUAAUUGUCGAUGCUAAAAAAGACGUAUUCUACAAGCAGCCAAUGUUUUAUGUAAUAAGUCAUUUUAGUAAAUUUGUGCCUCGCAAUUCCGUCAGGAUACACAGUAACAGCCAAGAUACGGAUGUUGUAACAACUGCAUUCAAGACCAAAGAUAACCGGAUUAUUGUUCUUUUGUUUAAUAAGUGAGUUUUUUCACAUUAUUGGAUCAUCAGCUAGAAAACUAGAAACAAAUAAUCAAUAUAAUUUUUGGAUGAUAAAUUUGGCAAUAUAAAUGUGGAAUUGCCGGAGCACUCUGUACAUACUAUUUUA
Messenger RNA from Nasonia vitripennis (jewel wasp), 1383 nucleotides. RefSeq names its product lysosomal acid glucosylceramidase-like. Gene Ontology annotation, molecular function: glucosylceramidase activity. NCBI's taxonomy places the organism in Eukaryota, Metazoa, Arthropoda, Insecta, Hymenoptera, Pteromalidae. The record is from RefSeq and is a predicted model, not a curated record. Gene Ontology annotation, biological process: glucosylceramide catabolic process.